UCAGGAUUAUUGCGCAGCAGCAGACUGACUGUCCGGUUCAUCUGAGGGUUGUCAUCAUGCAGUGAGACCAAACUAUUGAUUGAUGUAUGUAUGCCGUGGGCGGUGUCAUCCAUCAAUUCCUUCAUUCUACAUGCAACGAUUAGGCACACCUGGGCAUGUAUAUCACGACAGAUGGAAGACCCGUAGCGAAACGGAGCAUGUGCCUGGAAGGGAACUACCAUGGGUCGGCAGCUCUUGAUUGCUUCAAGCCGAAACCGAAGAGACCGAGCUUCGCCCUAGAGCUCUACCUUGACCCUCGCGGUACGUUUCAACGCGUCCACUCAUAG
Periconia digitata is the source of this 326-nucleotide messenger RNA. The record is from the annotation of a GenBank genome assembly. NCBI's taxonomy places the organism in Eukaryota, Fungi, Ascomycota, Dothideomycetes, Pleosporales, Periconiaceae.